AUGUCCAUCACCCCGCCCCAUUCUCCCUCUUUCCAUCACCCCGCCCCGUUCUCCCACUUCCAGCACCCCGCCCCAUUCUACCUCUAUCCAUCACCCCACCCCAUUCUCCCUCUUUCCAUCACCCCACCCCAUUCUCCCUCUUUCCAUCACCCCGCCCCAUUCUCGCUGUUUCUAUCACCCCGCCAUAUUCUCCCUCUUUCCAUCACCCCGCCCAAUUCUCCCGCUUUCCAUCACCCCACCCCAUUUUCCCUCUUUCCAUCACCUUGCCCCAUUCUCCGUCUUUCCAUCAACCCGCCCCAUUCUCCCUCUUUCCAUCACCCCGCCCCAUUCUCCCUCUUUCCAUCACCCCACCCCAUUCUCCCUUUUUCCAUCACCCGCCCAAUUCUCCCGAUUUCCAUCACCCCGCCCCAUUCUCUGCUUUCCAUCACCCCGCCCCAUUCUCUGCUUUCCAUCACCCCGCCCCAUUCUCCCUCUGUCCAUCACCCCACCCCAUUCUCCCUCUUUCCAUCACCCCUCCUCAUUCUACCUUUUUCCAUCACCCCGUCCCAUUCUCCCUCUUUCCAUCACCCCGCCCCAAUCUCCCGCUUUCCAGCACCCCGCCCCAUUCUCCCGCUUUCCAUCACCCCGCCCGAUUCUCCCGCUUUCCAUCACCCCGCCCCAUUCUCCCGCUUUCCAUCACCCUGCCCCAUUCUCCCUCUUUCCAUCACCCCGCCCCAUUCUCCCGCUUUCCAUCACCCGCCCCAUCUUCCCGCUUUACAUCACCCCGCCCCAUUCUCCCGCUUUCCAUCACCCUGCCCCAUUCUCCCUCUGUCCAUCACCCCGCCCUAUUCUCCCUCUUUCCAUCACCCCGCCCCAUUCUCCCUCAUUCCAUCACCCCGCCCCAUUCUCCCGCUUUCCAUCAACCUGCCCCAUUCCCCCUCUUUCCAUCACCCCGCCCCAUUCUCGCUCUUUCCAUCACCCCGCCCCAUUCCCACUCUUUCCAUCACCCCGCCCCAUUCUCCCUCUUUCCAUAACCCCGCCCCAUUCUCCCGCUUUCCAUCACCCCACCCCAUUCUCCUGCUUUCCAUCACCCGCCCCAUUCUCCUGCUUUCCACACCCCGCCCCAUUCUCCCGCUUUCCAUCACCCCGCCCCAUUCUCCCGCUUUCCAUCACCCCGCCCCAUUCUCCCUCUUUCCAUCACCCCGCCCCAUUCUCCCUCUUUCCAUCACCCCGCCCCAUUCUCCCGCUUUCCAUCACCCCGCCCCAUUCUCCCGCUUUCCAUCACCCCGCCCCAUUCUCCCGCUUUCCAUCACCCCGCCCCAUUCUCCCUCUUUCCAUCACCCCUCCCCAUUCUCCGUCUUUCCAUCACCCCGCCCCAUUCUCCCUCUUUCCAUCACCCCGCCCCAUUCUCCCUCUUUCCAUAACCCCGCCCCAUUCUCCCGCUUUCCAUCACCCCGCCCCAUUCUCCCGCUUUCCGUCACCCCGCCCCAUUCUCCCGCUUUCCAUCACCCCGCCCCAUUCUCCCGCUUUCCAUCACCCCGCCCCAUUCUCCCUCUUUCCAUCACCCCGCCCCAUUCUCCCUCUUUCCAUCACCCCGCCCCAUUCCCACUCUUUCCAUCACCUCGCCCCAUUCUCCCUCUUUCCAUAACCCCGCCAAAUUCUCCCGCUUUCCAUCACCCCACCCCAUUCUCCUGCUUUCCAUCACCCCGCCCCAUUCUCCCUCUUUCCAUUACCCCGCCCCAUUCUCCCGCUUUCCAUCACCCCGCCCCAUUCUCCCUCUUUCCAUCACCCCGCCCCAUUCCCCCUCUUUCCAUCACCCCGCCCCAUUCUCCCUCUUUCCAUCACCCCGCCCCAUUUUCCCUCCUUCCAUCACCCCGCCCCAUUCUCCCUCUUUCCAUAACCCCGCCCCAUUCUCCCGCUUUCCAUCACCCCGCCCCAUUCUCCCGCUUUCCGUCACCCCGCCCCAUUCUCCCGCUUUCCAUCACCCCGCCCCAUUCUCCCGCUUUCCAUCACCCCUCCCCAUUCUCCCGCUUUCCAUCACCCUGCCCCAUUCUCCCGCUUUCCACACCCCGCCCCAUUCUCCCGCUUUCCAUCACCCCGCCCCAUUCUCCCGCUUUCCAGCACCCCGCCACAUUCUCCUGCUCUCCAUCACCCCGCUCCAUUCUCCCGCUUUCCAUCACCCCGCCCCAUUCUCCCGCUUUCCAUCACCGUGCCCCAUUCUCCCGCUUUCCAUCACCCCGUCCCGUCCUCCCGCUUUCCAUCACCCGCCCCAUUCUCCCUCUUUCCAUCACCCCGCCCCAUUCUCCCGCUUUCCAUCACCCCGCCCCAUUCUCCCUCUUUCCAUCACCCCGCCCCAUUCCCCCUCUUUCCAUCACCCCGCCCCAUUCUCCCUCUUUCCAUCACCCCGCCCCAUUUUCCCUCCUUCCAUCACCCCGCCCCAUUCUACCUCUUUCCAUAACCCCGCCCCAUUCUCCCGCUUUCCAUCACCCCGCCCCAUUCUCCCGCUUUCCCACCCCGCCACAUUCUCCUGCUCUCCAUCACCCCGCUCCAUUCUCCCGCUUUCCAUCACCCCGCCCCAUUCUCCCGCUUUCCAUCACCGUGCCCCAUUCUCCCGCUUUCCAUCACCCCGUCCCGUCCUCCCGCUUUCCAUCACCCGCCCCAUUCUCCCUCUUUCCAUCACCCCAUUUCAUUUUCCCGCUUUCCAUCAACCCGCCCCAUUCUCCCGCUUUCCAUCACCGUGCCCCAUUCUCCCGCUUUCCAUCACCCCGUCCCGUCCUCCCGCUUUCCAUCACCCGCCCCAUUCUCCCUCUUUCCAUCACCCCGCCCCAUUCUCCCGCUUUCCAUCACCCCGCCCCAUUCUCCCUCUUUCCAUCACCCCGCCCCAUUCCCCCUCUUUCCAUCACCCCGCCCCAUUCUCCCUCUUUCCAUCACCCCGCCCCAUUUUCCCUCCUUCCAUCACCCCGCCCCAUUCUACCUCUUUCCAUAACCCCGCCCCAUUCUCCCGCUUUCCAUCACCCCGCCCCAUUCUCCCGCUUUCCGUCACCCCGCCCCAUUCUCCCGCUUACCAUCACCCCGCCCCAUUCUCCCGAUUUCCAUCACCCCUCCCCAUUCUCCCGCUUUCCAUCACCCUGCCCCAUUCUCCCGCUUUCCACACCCCGCCCCAUUCUCCCGCUUUCCAUCACCCCGCCCCAUUCUCCCGCUUUCCAGCACCCCGCCACAUUCUCCUGCUCUCCAUCACCCCGCUCCAUUCUCCCGCUUUCCAUCACCCCGCCCCAUUCUCCCGCUUUCCAUCACCGUGCCCCAUUCUCCCGCUUUCCAUCACCCCGUCCCGUCCUCCCGCUUUCCAUCACCCGCCCCAUUCUCCCUCUUUCCAUCACCCCAUUUCAUUUUCCCGCUUUCCAUCAACCCGCCCCAUUCUCCCGCUUUCCAUCACCCCGCCACAUUCUCCAGCUUUCCAUCACCCCGCUUGAUUCUCCUGCUUUCCAUCACCCCGGACCAUUCUCCCGCUUUCCAUCACCCCGCCCAAUUCUCGCUCUUUCCAUCACCCCGCCCCAUUCUCCCUCUUUCCAUAACCCCGCCCCAUUCUCCUGCUUUCCAUCAUCCCGCCUCAUUCUCUCGCUUUCCGUCACCCCGCCCCAUUCUCCCGCUUUCCAUCACCCCGCCCCAUUCUCCCGCUUUCCAUCACCCCUCCCCCUUCUCCCGCUUUCCAUCACCCCUCCCCCUUCUCCCUCUGUCCAUCACCCCACCCCAUUCUCCCUCUUUCCAUCACCCCUCCCCAUUCUCCGUCUUUCCAUCACCCCGCCCCAUUCUCCCUCUUUCCAUCACCCCGCCCCAUUCUCCCGCUUUCCAUCACCCCGCCCCAUUCUCCCGCUUUCCAUCACCCUGCCCCAUUCUCCCUCUUUCCAUCAACCCGCCCCAUUCUCCCGCUUUCCAUCACCCGCCCCAUUCUCCCGCUUUCCAUCACCCCACCCCAUCUCCCCGCUUUCCAUCACCCCGCCCCAUCUCCCCGCUUUCCAUCACCCCGCCCCAUUCUCCCUCUUUCCAUCACCCCGCCCCAUUCUCCCGCUUUCCAUCACCCCUCCCGCUUUCCAUCACCCCGCCCCAUUCUCCCUCUUUCCAUCACCCCGCCCCAUUCUCCUGCUUUCCAUCACCCCACCCCAUUCUCCCGCUUUCCUUCACCCCGCCCCAUUCUCCCUCUUUCCAUCACCCCGCCCCAUUCUCCCUCUUUCCAUCAACCCGCCCCAUUCUCCCGCUUUCCAUCACCCCGCCCCAUUCUCCCGCUUUCCGUCACCCCGCCCAAUUCUCCCGCUUUCCAUCACCCCGCCCCAUUCUCCCUCUUUCCAUCACCCCGCCCCAUUUUCCCUCUUUCCAUCACCCCGCCCCAUUCUCCCUCUUUCCAUAACCCCGCCCCAUUCUCCCGCUUUCCAUCACACCGCCCCAUUCUCCCUCUUUCCAUCACCCCGCCCCAUUUUCCCUCUUUCCAUCACCCCGCCCCAUUCUCCCUCUUUCCAUAUCCCCGCCCCAUUCUCCCGCUUUCCAUCACCCCUCCCCAUUCUCCCGCUUUCCAUCACCCCGCCAUAUUCUCCCUCUUUCCAUCACCCCGCCCCAUUCUCCCGCUUUCCAUCACCCCACCCCAUUCUCCCUCUUUCCAUCAUCCCACCCCAUUCUCCUUCAUUCCAUCACCCCGCCCCAUUCUCCCUCUUUCCAUCACCACGCCCCAUUCUCCCGCUUUCCAUUUCCCCUCCCCAUUCUCCCGCUUUCCAUCACCCCGCCCCAUUCUCCCUCUUUCCAUCACCCCGCCCCAUUCUCCCGCUUUCCAUCACCCCCCCCAAUUCUCCCACUUUCCAUCACCCCGCCCCAUUCUCCCUCUUUCCAUCACCCCGCCCCAUUUUCCCUCUUUCCAUCACCCCGCCCCAUUCUCCCUCUUUCCAUAACCCCGCCCCAUUCUCCCGCUUUCCAUCACCCCGCCCCAUUCUCCCUCUUUCCAUCAACCUGCCCCAUUCUUCCGCUUUCCAUCACCCCGCCCCAUUCUCCCGCUUUCCAUCACCCCGCCCCAUUCUCCCGCUUUCCAUCACCCCGCCCCAUUUUCCCUCUUUCCAUCACCCCGCCCCAUUCUCCCUCUAUCCAUAA
Closterium sp. Naga37s-1 is the source of this 5109-nucleotide messenger RNA. The record is from the annotation of a GenBank genome assembly. Lineage: Eukaryota; Viridiplantae; Streptophyta; Zygnematophyceae; Desmidiales; Closteriaceae.